This is a messenger RNA of Amaranthus tricolor (Joseph's coat), 2356 nucleotides long. Its product is annotated as probable pectate lyase 18. The record is from RefSeq and is a predicted model, not a curated record. Gene Ontology annotation, molecular function: pectate lyase activity. The coding region runs from base 102 to 1619 and encodes 505 amino acids. The transcript has 5 exons. Lineage: Eukaryota; Viridiplantae; Streptophyta; Magnoliopsida; Caryophyllales; Amaranthaceae.
GGGUCUACAAUACAAAGACAGAUCUCCACCUCCCCCAAAAUCAGCAGCUUCAGUCCCCCUGAAGCUGCAUCCAUUCAUCACCUACAUACUUCUUUCUCACUAUGUAUUUACUCAUCCAGAUGUCCGCCAUUAUUGCAAGCUUCCCAGUUCCCUCCACAAUGCUUACCUUUUACCACAUGUUCUUGCUUUCCCUUUUCCUCUCUCUUCUUCUCUCUCCUCCCCUGUCCUUAGCCACUUCUAACAUUAUACUCCCUCAUCAACAUCCUGACCCUGAAGCUGUUGUUCAUGAUGUUCUUAGGAUGGUGAAUGUAUCUCUCAGUAGGAGACAAAUGCUGGAAACAACCCAAUCUUGCUCAAGUGGUAACCCAAUAGAUGACUGUUGGCGGUGUGACCCGCAUUGGGCAUCCAACCGCCAACGGUUAGCUGAUUGCAGCAUUGGGUUUGGCAAAGCUGCAAUGGGUGGUAAGGGGGGUCAGAUCUAUGUAGUCACUGACUCGUCCGAUUCUGACCCAGUUAACCCUAAACCAGGUACACUCCGCUAUGGUGUACUCCAAGAUGAGCCCCUGUGGAUUAUUUUUUCAGGGGAUAUGACAAUUAAGCUCAGAUAUGAGCUCAUUGUUAGUAGUUAUAAGACCAUUGAUGGCAGGGGAGCAAAUGUUCAUAUUACCGGUGGUGGUUGUAUCACAUUACAGUAUGUUUCAAAUGUGAUUAUCCACAAUAUUCAUAUCCAUAAUUGUUAUCCUGCGGGUAAUGCGCUUAUACGGUCCAGCCCCACCCAUGUAGGGUAUCGAUCGAGAUCAGAUGGUGACGGGAUGACCAUUUUUGGGUCGAGUAAUAUUUGGAUUGAUCAUUGCUCUUUAUCUUCUUGUACUGAUGGGUUAAUUGAUGCUACUGUGGGGUCUACUGCGAUUACAAUCUCUAAUAGUCAUUUUUCCCAUCAUAAUGAUGUAAUGCUGUUAGGAAACAGUGAUGGAGAUGUAUUGGAUGGUGGUAUGCAGGUGACAUUGGCAUUCAAUGUAUUUGAUGAGGGAGUAGUACAGAGAAUGCCUCGGUGCAGAAGAGGGUAUGUACAUGUGGUGAACAAUGAUUUUAGGUAUUGGGAGAUUUAUGUGAUAGGAGGAAGUGAUAACCCAACUAUCAACAGUCAGGGUAACCGUUACAUUGCUCCAGCCAACCCAUUCAUUAAAGAGGUGACAAGACGGGUGGAAACAGGUGAUAAAGAUUGGGCUCAUUGGAACUGGAGGACUGAAGGAGAUAUUAUGAUGAAUGGGGCCUUUUUCGUGCCUUCUGGGGAUGGCUUAAGUGCUCGGUAUGCCAAAGCCUCCAGUACAGAACCCAGAUCUGCAGCCUCCAUUGACCAGCUUACCAUGAAUGCUGGUGUUUUUGGUGAUCCCAGGGAUUCCGCAAGCAUGCCAAAAGGAGGUGGAACAAGCAUGAGUAGCACCAAUCCUAAAACUGGUGGCGAUGCGGAUUCAAGUUUCUUCGGCAUGAUGUUUGGCAAUGGCAGUGCACCCUCCUCAUCCAGAACGUCCAUCGUCUUGGCUUUUUUUGUCGUUUUAUUGUUGUGCGCUACUACCACCUACGACAAUUUUCUGUCAUUAACACUGCUAUUUCUAUAGUUAUUGAUCAAAUUUGAGUUAGCUUAGCAGUUUCAAAAAAACAAAAAACAAAAAAAAAUCUAUCAAAUUCUUCCUACGGCAAUGUAAUCUUCUAACAUUGGUCAUUGGGGAUUGAUAUCAAACAAAAGAAUCGACCCCAAACAGUAUGAACUGUAUAUUUUGGAAUUCUUAAGAAAUGGCUAAUCUAAUCACUAACUAAUUAUUAAAAAAAAUGGUUUUGAAAAAAAUCCUAAUUAGUCAUGUUUCUGCUUGUCUUCAUUUGAAUGUUUCUUAAUCUACUAUUUUGUAUUUUGUAUUAUAAUAUUAAUAAAAAAUAAGCCGCAUCUUUCUUUUUCUCUCUCCUGUCUCUUAAAAAAUCCUAACUUCUAUUGGAAUUAUCAAUAACCUCUUGGUUCAUGGUAAAUCUCCAAUUUUUCCGUUUUAAGCUUUUUCAAUAUAAUUAGAAUAAAUAUUUAUCCUCUUUCUAUAGGAAAACUGUUCUAUCUAUUCAUUGGGUUGAUUCUAUAGUUUCUACCCAUAUAUUGGGUUUUGAUCUCUCUUCUCGUGAGAGUUUGGGGUUAUAAAUUUUGUUAUCUAGUUGAUUUGUAGGUAGAGAUUAAUGCGAUAAUGCAGCAGACACCAAAAUUGCAAUUACCAUCAACUACAUCAAAUUCAAUUAUAUGUCAAGACUACAACAGAUCAAAACACCCCCUCGUAGAAGGCUGUAUCAAACAGCGAUGUGGAAGAGGAUAUUUAGA